UUUGCAUUGCCUCUCCCUCCCCCCACCUUUUGCCCGCCGCUUUGGAGUGGUCUUGUGUGCAGAGCACGUUGGCAUUCGCUCGCCAGGGGAUACAGUCCGGAGGUGGUUACAGUUUGAGGAAUCAGAGGUGAAAAUGGAACUCCCCAAUCACGCCAAACAAUUACUGCUGCAGCUAAACCAACAGAGAAGCAAAGGGUUCUUCUGUGAUGUCAUCAUAGUGGUAGAAAAUGCCCUGUUCCGUGCCCACAAGAACAUCCUGGCAGCGAGCAGCAUGUACUUUAAGUCCCUGGUGCUUCAUGACAACUUAAUCAACCUGGACGCUGAUAUGGUCAACGCCAGCAUCUUCCGACAGAUCCUGGACUUCAUCUACACCGGCAAGCUCCUGCUGACGGAGCAAACCAGCGAGCAGAACUUCAACGCCCUCCUUACGGCAGCCAGCUACCUCCAGCUUCACGACCUCGCCGCUCUCUGCAGGAAGAAGAUCAAACGCAACGGGAAGACGUUACACGGGAAACUGGUCGGCGCCAACCCCAGCAAGCUGGGGAGAGGGCACAGACUUUCUUCCACCCCGGUCAUCCAGACCCGCUACGCUGGGUCGCCUGAGGGGGUCAAGCGACAGCAGGGUGUUGAGCUUGCAAGGGUGGAGGUGACCGGUGAGGAGUUGUACAUUGCUAGCUCAAACAAAGGAAGUUCCCACUCCCACAGCCAAAGCAGCGGGGCCAAUAAAAGCAGCAACAGCACCAACAACAGUGGGGAGCAGGGCCUUGACCUGUCCAAGAAAAGCCCCUCGAUCCCUGCCCAUCUGUCUCAGGAAGACAUGCAGCUCGGGGAAUGCAACCAAGGCUCUCCCAGUUCUGCUUCUCUGUCUGUCACCAACAGUGCCUCCUUUGAAGACAACGCCACGAACCCUCACAAGGCGGAGAACAGCGAGUCUGCCGACAGGAGCGACAUGGCCGACGGGCAGAACCUCGCCGAACCGGGCAAACCCAAGGGCUUUCGCCUGCCCGGCCACAACGCGGGCUGGAUCAAGCAGGAGAAGGUGUUCAACCGGCAGGACGGCGUCAACUGCAGGGAAGAUGGCUCCUCCUCGGUGGUGAACGGCGUCAUCAUGGGCCCGCUGGUGAAGUCGCUGGAGCGGGAGCCCGGCCACCAUUUCGACCACGCCAUGCACCUCAAGGCGGACGAGGAGGAGGAGGAGGAGAACGGGAAGGAGUGCAGCGAGGAGAGCGGCCCGAGCGAGGACGAGGGCGGGCAGCCCAGCGCCCACGCCUACCGGCCGGGGCAGGACGGCUUCGAACCGGCGGUCUACGGCGACAACCUCUACGUUUGCAUCCCCUGCGGCAAGGGCUUCCCCAGCUCGGAGCAGCUCAACGCCCACGUGGAGAGCCACACCGAGGAGGACCUGUACAUCAAGGACGAGGCGGACAGCCUGGCCGCCCAGAACCUGCCUUAUGCCAACGACUCCAGGCCGUACAAGUGCUCGGUCUGCGAGAAGAGCUACAGGGACCCCUCGACCUUGAGGCAACACGAGAAGACCCACUGGCUCUCCCGGCCCUUCCCCUGCAACAUCUGUGGUAAAAUGUUCACCCAGCGCGGCACCAUGACGCGGCACAUGAGGAGCCACCUGGGCUUGAAGCCUUUCGCCUGCGAGGAGUGCGGCAUGCGAUUCACUAGGCAAUACCGGCUGACAGAACACAUGCGGGUACACUCGGGCGAGAAGCCUUAUGAAUGUCAAGUCUGCGGCGGUAAAUUCACGCAACAGCGCAACCUGAUAAGCCACAUGCGAAUGCAUACCUCACCGACAUAAAGCCAAAGACUCCAGACCUCAUUUUCCCUGUUUUCUUUUUCUUUUAAAAAUUACCUUUCGUUCAGGGGGUUGGGGGGAUCUCGCUUUCUCCACCGUCGACUGGAGGAUGGGCUGCCUCUUCAAUGGAGAUUCAGUGUAGGGUUGGGAGGGGAAUGGGGAUCUUUAGUUUCUAAUAGUUGUUUAGUGAGAGAGAGAGAAAAGAAAUCCUCAAGAGCUUGGAGAUACUUGUUUUAUUAACAUAAAAAAAAAGUAAGGACCUUGGCAUUUUUUUAUGUGAAUGUUUAAACUGGAAGGUUUGAGGGGGAAUAGCUGGGGUAGUUUGGUGUGGGCUGAAUUUGCUGCAAUUUUCUUAUGUACAUUUUCCUUUAUAUUAUUUCCUGUGUUUAGCAAAGGUGAAGUGACUUAUCAGCUUGCUACCUCUUCACAAUAAUUUAUAAGAGUAAAAAAAAAAUCAAUGAAAGGGUUGGUCAAAGAGUAAUGGGUGGCGGGAGGGAGAUUAUCUUUUUUUUAAAAAAAGAGUAUAAUACAGUAAAUUUAUGGUUCAACAUUUUCCAUCCUAGCCUUAUGGUUCUAUCCAGAUGAUGGCUGAUCUUUUUUUUCCAAGCUGGGCCAGAUAAGACUUUGUUUUUAUCUGUUUUGACCAAUUAUCUAACAGUGUGUAAUGUGUUGAAUUUUGAGCCAUAUCCCAUAUAGAGUAAUGGCUGCACCUGAAUUGCAGUGGUCAUUCUCAUGGUUGG
Pristis pectinata (smalltooth sawfish) is the source of this 2544-nucleotide messenger RNA. Its product is annotated as hypermethylated in cancer 2 protein-like. Gene Ontology annotation, biological process: regulation of transcription by RNA polymerase II. Gene Ontology annotation, molecular function: protein binding; RNA polymerase II cis-regulatory region sequence-specific DNA binding; DNA-binding transcription factor activity, RNA polymerase II-specific. Gene Ontology annotation, cellular component: nucleus. The record is from RefSeq and is a predicted model, not a curated record. Lineage: Eukaryota; Metazoa; Chordata; Chondrichthyes; Rhinopristiformes; Pristidae.